AUGGUCCGGAAGCCUUGUGUGGCCGUCACCUACAGCCUCAACACCGAAUUUUGGACUGGCCAAAUUUUCUUCUAUGACUCCAAAUACAAAAUGAGCGGUCUCAUGAAUAUCCUGCUCAUCGGGCGAGGCGGUCGAGAAAGCGCACUUGCCCUCAGCUCCCCCAGUCUUCUCAGGUUAGAAGGAUUUUCGUGGCUCCAGGUAACGGGGGCACAGCAGCAGGCAUCGAUCGACAAGGUCUCUGAUAUCGAUGGAACAAGCGAAGAUGGUUUUCCGGGACUUGUCCAACGGGCCAGAGACAUGAGCAUAGAUUUGGAUCAGUCCUCUGCCGUUGUCAUUGUCUCCGCUGGUGGAUAUCCAGGAAAGUACGCAGGCGACGACAAGAUCAAUAUGGGGCACCGGCAUUCAGUGAAAGAGAAUGGCGAUCUUGUCACUGCUGGCGGACGUGUUAUUGCGGUCUCGGCUGCAUGUCUAGCCUACCAAGGAGUUGCAUCGAUCAAGUUCAAAAACAUGCACUACAGGAAGGACAUAGCGUACAGAUCUGGCCGCGAGAACCCGGAUUUCGUGACCGCCGUGUUUGGUGAAUCGACGGGAAAGCAAAUGUUCGUUUGA
This is a messenger RNA of Drepanopeziza brunnea f. sp. 'multigermtubi' MB_m1, 609 nucleotides long. The record is from RefSeq and is a predicted model, not a curated record. Lineage: Eukaryota; Fungi; Ascomycota; Leotiomycetes; Helotiales; Drepanopezizaceae.